GAGACAGCAGGGCCCGCCCGGGCCCUGCCCUGGUGUAAUUUGCCACCGGUGCCUGCCUUAAGCGUGGCCCUUGUUGAAAUUCCUGGCCUUUCAUUUGUUGCACCGUCUUGGUCUGCUUGGCUACCCUCACUGCCAAUUGCGGGUGUUGUCCUCCUGGAAGCAGCAGGUCCCAGCAUGUGAUACAUGUUCCUUGUCAGCGGGAUGGAGCGUUGCAAAAGAGUUGGACACCUGCUUGGAUUGAGAUGGAGAAUUACACGCAAGAGUUGUGUUCUCAGCUGUCCUGGGCCAUUCAUUUUCGGGGAAACCAUUGGCAGACUUCUCUGCUGGCAUUUCAGGCGUCUCUCCCCAUGAGAGCAGAACCGAGGAAGAAAAAGAAAGUAGAUCCAAAGAGAGAACAAGCACUAAAGGACCGUAUGAAGAAAAGGAUAAAAAAGAUGGAAAAAGCUGCCCAGGAAAUGAUUCCCAUUGAGGAUUUUGUAACACCAUUCAAGUUUUUGGAUGCUUCAAGAGUGCGAGAGAUCUCCCCACUGUCCUUUGAGGAGAGUGAAAGGCGAGCCCUGCUCCUGAAGAAAUGGGCCCCGUACAAGCAGAAAGAACAUGUGGCAGAGAUGGAAACAUUGAAGUCUCUUAUGGCAGCUCAGCAGGAGGCACUAGAGGAAUUGCGUCGCGAAUCAGAAGAACUUUACCAAGCAGCAAUAAGACGAGAUGAGGACCUGUUUCCCUUUGAGAAAGAGGGGCCUAGUUACACACCACAGGUUCCUGGCUAUGAGGCCCCUGAAGGGAAAUGCAUCGACAUUACCAAAGUGUACAAACAGUGAGAUCGGAAGCCUCUGCCACGCAGGUGGCAGGAGAUACUCAGUGCAUUAAAGGAGGACACAAGGGGAUGCAACUAGACUAUUUCUUUUGCUUUUUCAAACAUCCCUAUGCACAUGGCUGUCAAAAGAAAAUAAAAACACCACCUGUCCUUG
Messenger RNA from Malaclemys terrapin pileata, 968 nucleotides. RefSeq names its product mitochondrial ribosomal protein L40 (gene MRPL40). The coding region runs from base 243 to 818 and encodes 191 amino acids. The record is from RefSeq and is a predicted model, not a curated record. Gene Ontology annotation, cellular component: mitochondrial large ribosomal subunit; mitochondrial ribosome. The transcript has 4 exons. NCBI's taxonomy places the organism in Eukaryota, Metazoa, Chordata, Testudines, Emydidae.